Messenger RNA from Paecilomyces variotii, 2055 nucleotides. RefSeq names its product ATP-NAD kinase-like domain-containing protein. The record is from RefSeq and is a predicted model, not a curated record. NCBI's taxonomy places the organism in Eukaryota, Fungi, Ascomycota, Eurotiomycetes, Eurotiales, Thermoascaceae. Gene Ontology annotation, molecular function: NAD+ kinase activity. Gene Ontology annotation, biological process: NAD+ metabolic process; NADP+ biosynthetic process. Bases 1 to 2055 code for a protein of 684 amino acids. The transcript is spliced from 3 exons.
AUGGCAGGACCUGCAGCUACGAUCACGCCGCUGCGCCGUGCGGACGGUUCUGCAUCUUACCAAUGUCCGUUCACAGGUAGCCAGAUCCUUGGCUCAGUCAAUGGACCUAUCGAACUUCCGGGUCGUCGCGAUGCUCAGAAACCUGAGGAGGCAACGGUGGAGGUCACGGUCAAACCAGGCACGGCUGCCGGCGGAGUCGGGGAGAGAUACGCGGAGGGGAUUUUGAAGAAUCUGCUGGGCAGGUUGAUCCUAGGAAGAGAGAAAGGGUUUGCAAGGCGGGGUAUUGUGGUGACGCUGCUUAUCGCUAGCGGAGAAACUGCUUCAGAUUCGGCACCACGUUUCAUCCACGAGCCUCUGUCUUUUGGAGAGACUCCUUCUAUUCCGCCUCGUCCGUCUCAGGAGGAGGAAGUGACACAGUCGCCGCCACCACCCCGCCUCAAUUUCCGCCAGCCGAAAUCGUUCCUGAACCACCGCCAGAACGUACGCUCGAUUGAUACUGUUCCUCGACAAACAAUAAUGAAGGCGCUCGCGUCGCGACCGCCAUCGUCGACUAAUGCGAACAUGCCGCUGGCGGCAUCUCUGAACGAGCUUGUGAAUAACACCAGUGCACCGGGCGAUGAAGAAACAGAAUACAGUAACUCCUCAUCGCAAAUGCUGUCUACCGCGCUCUCAAACCUACAGCUUGGGGCAUAUCCAGAGAAAUCGUCCACCUCCGCGCGAUUUGCGUUGCAGUCGCCGUGCUUCUUCCAUCAGCAGUUCGACGAUACCGUCAAUAUCCAGAAGGUCCUUGAGGAGAUCGCCGAUGAUGAGUGGCUCUCCCAUUCGCGUCUUGUGCAGACUGCUACCGGUGUCAGAGAAGUCUCAAAACAGCUUCAGCGGCGACCUAUCAAACGUGCGAUUCGAAAUGUCAUGAUUGUAACGAAAGCUCGAGAUAACAGUCUGGUUUAUUUGACGCGCGAAUUGGCCGAGUGGCUGAUGUCUACUCCGCGCUAUGGAAGCGACGCUGGUGUCAAUGUGUAUGUUGACUCCAAGCUGCGGAAUUCCAAGCGGUUUGAUGUUGCGGGAUUAUUGGCAAAGGACCAGCGUUAUCAGCAUAUGCUGAAGUACUGGACUCCUGAUCUAUGUUGGACCUCGCCUGAGAAGUUCGAUCUCGUCCUCACCCUGGGCGGAGACGGAACCGUCCUGUUCACGUCCUGGCUGUUCCAGCGCAUCGUCCCUCCGAUCCUGUCCUUCUCGUUGGGUAGCUUGGGUUUCUUGACCAAUUUCGAGUUCGAGAAAUACAAGGAGCACCUGAACGCGGUGAUGGGUGAUGCUGGUAUGCGCGUCAACCUGCGUAUGCGGUUCACCUGUACUGUCUACCGUGCGGACCGGAGUAAAGGAGCCGCAGCAGGUGCUGUCGAGGAGGGCGAACAGUUUGAGGUCUUGAACGAGCUCGUCAUUGAUCGCGGCCCAUCGCCGUAUGUCUCUAACUUGGAGCUUUAUGGAGAUGACGAGCUCCUGACGGUCGUCCAAGCCGACGGUUGUAUUUUCUCGACACCUACAGGUUCCACCGCCUAUUCUCUGUCCGCAGGUGGCUCUCUAAUCCACCCCUCUAUCCCUGGUAUCCUCCUUACUCCAAUCUGCCCGCACACUCUGUCAUUCCGUCCUAUGGUGCUGUCCGACACGAUGCUUCUCCGCAUUGCUGUCCCUAUCGGAUCUCGUUCAACUGCCUACUGCUCUUUUGAUGGCAAAGGCAGAGUCGAGCUGCGCCAGGGAGACUAUGUGACCGUGGAGGCUAGUCAAUAUCCCUUCCCCACCGUUGUCUCCAGUAACAACGAAUGGUUCGAAAGCGUUCGUCGUGCCCUCCGCUGGAACACCCGCGGAGCCGUGCAGAAAUCAUGGAGCGGUGGUGCUGAAGGCGCACUUGCUGACGGAAACGAGGAGGACGAAGAAUGGGAUAUUGAUACAGAUCCCGCCCCCAUAAGCACCGACAGUGGUGUCGGUGCUAGCGAGGAUGGUGAAGCCGACUCUGCGAGUCCGAUGAGACGCCAGAUGAGCUUAUUGUCGACGGCCUGA